AUGAUGGACCGUUUCCGGAUGAUCUUCCAGUACUUCCAGUCCAACUCGGAGUCUGUAAUGAAUGGGAUCUGUGGGCUGUUAGCCCUGGCUAGCGUAAAGAUAUAUACUUGCUUUGACUUCAGCUGCCCCUGUCUGCCCUGGUACAACAUGGCAUAUGGCUUGGGGAUCAUGUUCGUACCGCCCAUCACCCUUUUCAUCUGCGGCCUCAUCCUCAACAGACAGUCCCUGGUGAUGCUGGAGGAGUGGAGGCGACCACAGGGGCACAGAAAGAAGGACCUAGCUGUCAUCAGGUACAUGUGUUUCUCCAUCAUGCAGCGAGCCAUGGUCGCCCCUGUCGUCUGGAUUGUAGUCACCCUCCUGGAUGGCAAAUGCCUGAUCUGCGCUUUCAGCAGCUCUGUGGAUCCCGAGAAGUUUGUGGGCUUCGCCAACAUCGGUCCGGUGCAGGUGCAGCAGCUGCUGGCCAAGGUGCCUUGCAAGGACGACGAGCUCAUGAGGAAUAACACGUCCCGCAAGGCAGUGUCCAGGUACCUGCGCUGCUGGUCCCAGGCACUUGGCUGGAGCAUUUUGUUGAUCCUUAUUGUAGCAGUUUUCCUCGCCCGCUGGCUCAGACCUUGCUUCAACCAGGCCACCCUCCUGCAGGCACGUCACUGGAGCAACUACAUUGACAUCGAGCAAAAGAUUUUUGAGGAAACCUGCUGUGAGCACAGCCGGCUCUUUGCUCACAAAUGCAUCCUCCAUUUCUUCAAAAGCAUGCGGCAAGAGAUCAAACUGCACAGCUUCAGCUUGCCUAGGCAGGGAGAGGGGGCUGAAGGAGGGGAGGAUCUUCUCCGGGGCAUCACAGAUCAGGACCAGGUGAAUAAACUUCUGAAAAUGUGGUACUAUGAGAAACCUCCCCUGGAUAUCAGCCGGGUGACCCAGAGGCACCCUCUGGAGCGAGAGAGAUCCUCUCUGCCCUGGGCAGACAGUCCCAGUACCCCGUCCAAAUUCCUCCAGCACACUGACGUGUAAAGGGGGCUUUGCUUUGCAGACGCUGAAGAGGCACUGCCAUACCUCUGCACAAAGCAAGGACCAGCAGGUAGAAGACAGUGGUGCUCACAUCUUCCUCCAAAACCCCAACCCCAAAGGCUCCAGGGCAUGCCUAGCAAAACCUCCAAAAUAAACAACCUCUGAAGAUCCAAAGGUCCCAGACUCAGUCACUGUUAAUGACAUUUCUCAACCAAGGACUCUGCGUAGCACUUUUGUCAUAUUAAAGAGUCUGCAGCUCCUUACAGCUGUGAUAAAACCCUUCUGGCUCAAGGAAGGAUUUAACCAAGGCAGCAACAUCUGGCUGCGUACGCAAACUGACUGGAGCAGGAGCUUCACAGAGGUGUGAGGAGCUCCUGCCCAUUUCAGCGAAACCUGGUUCAGAGAGUUAGCAGUGCUGACACUGAAAUGAUUUAAUUGGCAACUCUUUUAGUACCACAC
Aquila chrysaetos chrysaetos is the source of this 1464-nucleotide messenger RNA. It is a transcript of the gene CALHM3, whose product is annotated as calcium homeostasis modulator 3. The coding region runs from base 1 to 1008 and encodes 335 amino acids. The transcript is spliced from 3 exons. Lineage: Eukaryota; Metazoa; Chordata; Aves; Accipitriformes; Accipitridae. Gene Ontology annotation, molecular function: monoatomic cation channel activity. The record is from RefSeq and is a predicted model, not a curated record.